AAGUGAUCAUUUAUCUGCGUGGCUAGGAGGAGCCACUGGCAUUGCAGCAAUUUAGCUGUGCUCAGAAAGGGUUGGAAAAAAAAAAUCCUGAGGUCUGCAUAGGCAAGAAGGAGUUAAUGCUUGUCGAGCAUUAUUCUUAUACAAAUUAAGUCCAGAGCACAGCAGCAGCCUCACCAGCAGGAGCAGAUGCUAGGCAGUGAUGCAACCUGUGUUAUUUACUUAGGCCUCUGUAGUGACCUUACUGGCUUGCAGACAAAGGAUACACAUAUCUGGAGGAACGUUUAGAAGCCAUGAUGCGUCGGUCCCUUGAACGCAGCCAGCAGCUGGAACAGAAGCAGAAGCGAUGGUCGUGGGGAGGAGCACUGGCUGCAGGCUCAGGAGGGAGAGAUGGUGAAUCAGAAAAUACCCCACCCCCUGUUCUAGGUUUAGCUGCCAACACCCUUCCUCCAGACCCUGUGACCUCUACUGCUCCUGCUGAUUCCUUCAAUGCACCAGCUAGUCCGCUUAAAUCUCCCUACAAGCCUUCCCCCACCCGAAGCGCCGACAGAAAGAAGGCAACUUCACCCUCCACUUCUGAUGCUGUGAAAGGGGCGGCUGCCGCUGAAGCUACUCAGACUGAGAAGAUAAAGAAAGAGAAGCGACCCGCAACACCUGGUUCAUCAUCUGGUAUGGGAUCUCCUCUAAGAAGGUCCGAUUCUCCUGCUGCCAUGUCCAGAAGGUCUGCAUCACCUGCGACACCUAAGUAUGCCUUUCUUACUAGUGGUCUAAUAUGCUGUGAGCUUCUUGUAACCUAUAAAGGAGACAUAGAUUCUUGA
Fulmarus glacialis (Northern fulmar) is the source of this 815-nucleotide messenger RNA. RefSeq names its product MAP7 domain-containing protein 2-like. Bases 291 to 815 code for a protein of 174 amino acids. The transcript is spliced from 5 exons. Lineage: Eukaryota; Metazoa; Chordata; Aves; Procellariiformes; Procellariidae. The record is from RefSeq and is a predicted model, not a curated record.